AUGGCUACUGUAGUCAUUAUCUUUUCAAACGAACUGUUUUGUGUCCCUGUGAACACGUUUGUUGCUGGAUGUCUUGUCAAAAGUGACUGUGCGCAUGCGUAUUUAUUUUCAUUUCUUGUAUUCAUCUCAUUUUUUCUUCCUGUCAUCAUUUCUUUCUCACUUCCUACGAUUCCUUCCUUAGAUCUUUCCUUCAUCUUUUCUUUCUUUUCUUCUCUUUCUUUUUAUUCUUCUCUCUCUUUUCUUCUUUUUCUCUCUCUCUCUUUUCUUCUUCUUUUUUUCUCUCUCUCUCUUUUUCUUCUUUUUUCUCUCUCUCUCUCUUCUUCUUUUUCUCUCUCUCUUUUUCUUCUUUUUUUUCUCUCUCUCUUUUUCUUCUUCUUUUUUUCUCUCUCUCUUCUUCUUUUUUCUCUCUCUUCUUCUUCUUUUUUCUCUCUCUCUUCUUCUUUUUCUCUCUCUCUCUCUUCUUCUUUUUCUCUCUCUCUCUCUUCUUUUUUUUCUCUCUCUCUCUCUUCUUCUUUUUCUCUCUCUCUCUCUUCUUCUUUUUUUCUCUCUAAUCUCUUUAUUCUUCAUCCUCUCUCUCUGUUUUUCCUCUUCUCUCUCUCUGUUUUUCCUCUUCUCUCUCUCUGUUUUUCCUCUUCUCUCUCUCUCUCUCCUUUUUCCUCUCAUCUUCUCUUUCUUCUUCCCUAUUGCUUCAUCAAUUAA
Acanthosepion pharaonis is the source of this 699-nucleotide messenger RNA. NCBI's taxonomy places the organism in Eukaryota, Metazoa, Mollusca, Cephalopoda, Sepiida, Sepiidae. The record is from the annotation of a GenBank genome assembly.